Messenger RNA from Knipowitschia caucasica, 852 nucleotides. The record is from the annotation of a GenBank genome assembly. NCBI's taxonomy places the organism in Eukaryota, Metazoa, Chordata, Actinopteri, Gobiiformes, Gobiidae.
AUGGCAACAGCAGGUCUCUCUAAUGAUGCAACUGGUGUUUGUGAAGAGGACGACCCCUGGGGACCAGGUACUGGGUUCACAUCUCCUCUGCGAACUCCUGUAUUGCUGCAGCGUCUGUACUGGGUUCACAUCUCCUCUGCGAACUCCUGUAUUGCUGCAGCGUCUGUACUGGGUUCACAUCUCCUCUGCGAACUCCUGUAUUGCUGCAGCGUCUGUUCUGGGUUCACAUCUCCUCUGCAAACUCCUGUAUCCGUGGAGCGUCUGUUCUGGGUUCACAUCUCCUUUGCAAACUCCUGUAUCGCUGCAGCGUCUGUUCUGGGUUCACAUCUCCUCUGCAAACUCCUGUAUCGCUGCAGCGUCUGUUCUGGGUUCACAUCUCUUCUGCAAACUCCUGUAUCCGUGGAGCGUCUGUUCUGGGUUCACAUCUCCUUUGCAAACUCCUGUAUCGCUGCAGCGUCUGUUCUGGGUUCACAUCUCCUCUGCAAAAUCCUGUAUCGCUGCAGCGUCUGUUCUGGGUUCACAUCUCCUCUGCAAACUCCUGUAUCGCUGCAGCGUCUGUACUGGGUUCACAUCUUCUCUGCAAACUCCUGUAUCGCUGCAGCGUCUGUACUGGGUUCACAUCUUCUCUGCAAACUCCUGUAUCGCCGGAGCGUGUGUUCUGGGUUCACAUCUUCCGGGAAGACGCUGCAGUGUGUGAUGUGUGUCGGGAGGAAUGCACCAGUGUUAUCAUUCACUCCGUUAUGCAAGAGUGAUUUGGUGGAAACCUUUGCCUGGUACAGUGCAGACCCAAGCCUCCUCCUGCUCCGGCCCCGCUCACAGGGAGAGGCCGAUGUGGGCCAGAGGAUCGUCUAA